CGAGGAAGAUAUGGCGCAGACGAGUCUUUUGGAGGAAAAAAAAACUUCGAAAAUGUAAUUUAUUUUACAAGUUGAGGCUUAAUUUCAGUUAUAAUUGCUGACUUCUGAUGUUUUAUGAAUCGCUUCAACGAGAGGCAUCAAAGGAUAUGGAAUUCUAAAGACUUUAAUCGUUAGAAUAAGAAAAAAUCUGAAAUUGCAUCAUGCUGCCUGCCAGAAUUCUCACACAGCACAACCCAUCCGUGUUUUGCUUGAAGAUGCUGCUGAAGUUCAAAAACAUGUUACGACACAUUGAAAACAGCAAAAACUUGAAGAAGAAAAGUCGUUGGGAAGUUGUUGAGAUUGUCCGUAACCUGCUGGUCAGACUCUUGCAGCUGAGCGAAGUUGGAAAGCUCAAGGAAUGGCUUUCAAGUAUAAAAGAAGUACUGCAGUCACUGUCAAUACAUUUCCUGAAGCUGAUUAUCGUUGCUACAAGGAGAUAUGAAUAUUUAGAGAAAGUAAAAGAGGAGAUUAUUGACAUCUUGAAAUUGCAGUAUGACCUGCUUGGUUUGAGUGAGGAGGCCCUAGUCCUGGUUAUUGUCAAGGCAUCAAAUGCCUUGGGAGGGGAGAGCAAUUCCUAUGGGUGCCAGUUUCAGCUGUUUUCGUUGUUGGCCAGGGAGGUGUUUUCUCACUAUCUGGUGAAGGAGGACUUCCAGGAGGAGAGUGCCCUUGUAGUUUGGAGUGUUGUACUUGCAAGGUUAUGGCUUGUGACUUGUGAUCCUGCCGAUAAGACGAAGGUGCAGAAAAAGAUAUUUAGUAUCUUGCCGCCAAAUUUGAAAGCCACAGGGAAAUGUAAUAUGUCAACAAAACGACUACUGAAUGUACCAGUUACACAGUUAGUAAAGAAAUUGGGCCUCACAGCUUCAAAGGCACUCAAGGAAAUGGACUUGUUACUCAUUGAGGAAGAGGGAUCCCAUGCAUACAAACAACUUACGGAGAUGGCUAACAAGAUAGACAGAGCUCUUGUUCAACUUAAGCUCAUCACUGCAUCGACUCCCAAUAAAAAGAGAGGAAAGCUUCUAUCAAAUGAAUUUUUUUCUCAGUCAUCUGAUUGGACUACAUCCACCCCUGAUCGCCAAGAUGCCGCAACAAAAGAAAGUAGUCCUCAAGUUGAUACUGGUGCUAGUUGCUCGCAGGAUUUCAUACCAAGUUCUGUGAAAAAUGAAAGAUCAGCUGAAGAGAUUUUUGAAAAUAAGCUGAAAAGGAAGAGAACGAACAAGGAAAGGAGUGUGAGUUGUGAUCCACAAGGGAAAAGUCUUGCCACAGAGACAGGAGAAAACAUUGACAAUGAAGAGAAGAGUUUGAAGGUCAGGAAAGUGAGUCCGAGUACUGAGUCCAGAGGGUUGUCAGAGAAUGCUCGAAUUGGAAGUGAAAACAUGGAAGCCCCCAGCAAAGGCCAAAGUCGGGAGGAAAAUAGCAUCAGUGAUGAUAGUGUUACAGUUGGUGAUAGACAUCAUGUAGAGAGCAUACAAGAAUGUAGAGGAGAUUAUAAAGAUAAACAAAAAAUCUCUAAAUCAGAUGAUGCUGGGGGUAUGCGGGCAUUAUCCAAUACUGCUUCUGCAUUGCAACCCAAGGCCAGUAAAUGGAAGAAGACCAGGCUAGCCAGAACCAAAGUGGAAACACCACAGAAGUGCAAAGCAGAGGAAAAAUUAGGUCAAGAAGAGGAUUUUUCUCUCAGACUGGAAAGCGAUAUGGAAAAUCCAUCUCCCUUGGUUCUUAAGCCAGAAGAGGCAUUUGUUGAUGAGAGAAGCAAGAAUACGGUAAAGCGGGCUCUCCUUACAAGUGCUGAUUCAAGCAGUUCUACAGAUGGGAAUGAAAUAAUAAAAAAAUUGGCAAGUGAGUCAUUGCAGGCUGACCAACAAAAUCAUACAAACAACAAGGAUGACAAAUUAGGCCAAACAUUCUCAGAGAUUUCUGAAGAGGAAUGUAAAUUCACUGAAAAGAAAAAGUCUCAUACCAAAGAAGAACCACAAGAGAGUCCACAAAAGGUGUCUGCAACUAGUAAAACACAGCAAAAUUCAGCAACGGAAGGAGAAUCUGGCAAUACAAGUUCAAGGGAGGAUUUUGAAGAUACUGACAGUUUGGGUAAAAAAAAGCUUAAAAAGAAAGGCUCAGAAUCGUUUGUUGCAGAAAAUGGUGCAAUGCAAAAUUACAGUGGACUUGUGAAAGGUGUUGGUAUGUUAGAUGACAGUGUGCAGCUGCCUGCAGGAUGGAAGAGAUUAAUACAUGCACGUAUUGUGCAGAGAAAAAAAGAACCAAAAAUCCGUAUAGAUGUGAAGGUGGUGUCACCAGAUGGGAAAUCUCACAACAGUAGGAAAUCUGUCUUGGAACAUCAAAAGAAGCAUGAUCCCAAAAGCGUGCUGAGCAUAGACGAGGUUCAGUCGUGGUACAAAAUAGAACCUCAGUUAAAGGAAAGAGUUUUGCAGAAAAAUGAACAUCUAGUGAAGUACAUCAAACUCAGAAAACAAGCUGAAUUGCAGGAACGAACGUUGAGAAGCUAUACUCCCCUGAAAGUAAAUAUCAAUUCAAAGAAGUCAGUGAGUCAAAAAAAGGCUGAAAAAGAAAAUGGUAAAGAUCAAUUUUACUUGGUCAGAAGCAACACAAAUCAGGAAAAACAAAAAUCAGAAAGUAACAUAGAGGCAAAGGAGUCACAUUCAUUGGGGGUGAACCAGAAAGCAGGACCAAGGAACAUAUAUACAAAAUCCAAAGAUGAGAAUAGACAUGACUUUUCACUCAAAGAAGAGGAGGAGGAGGGAAGGGCAUUAGAUGAAAGCAAACCACUUGAUAUACACGAUCCCUUUGAAUUCGCGGAUGAAGAGGAUACUAUUAAAGAAUUUUGCCCAGGUGAGUAAAACAUCAUGUGUACAAGACUCGGUAGUAAAAAGUGAAAUGAAUGUCAACUUUGACAUAAUUCAUUCUCAAGAGGAAAUGGAGCCAAGUCACAGAGAAAAUUUACCAAACCUUUCAGAACAGGCUGGCUCAAG
Molecule: messenger RNA, 3020 nt
Organism: Penaeus chinensis
Lineage: Eukaryota; Metazoa; Arthropoda; Malacostraca; Decapoda; Penaeidae
Exons: 13
Coding region: 201-2888 (895 amino acids)
Source: RefSeq, a predicted model, not a curated record